Molecule: messenger RNA, 2739 nt
Organism: Cucurbita maxima (winter squash)
Lineage: Eukaryota; Viridiplantae; Streptophyta; Magnoliopsida; Cucurbitales; Cucurbitaceae
Product: putative kinase-like protein TMKL1
Exons: 4
Coding region: 873-2537 (554 amino acids)
Biological process (GO): protein phosphorylation
Molecular function (GO): ATP binding; protein kinase activity; protein binding
Source: RefSeq, a predicted model, not a curated record
UCCUAAAAUUUAGCAUAAACUAUUAAUGAAUGUAACUUGUUUGAAUAAAAUAAUCGUUUAAUUGCAAGACUAAAACUUGCCUUAAAAUCCCCAACUUACCCGAACAAUUUCCAACGGUAUGCUUGUUUGGGGCAAGCAUGGAUGGCCCAGAGCCGAAAGAAGAAAUGCAACUCUGCAUGUGAGCUCCAUGGAUUGAACUCCACACUCUCACACAACCAUUGUUGAUCCUCAUCAUCAUUUAUAACAAGCCACGUGUCAAGUGAUGAGAGUUGCGUCCCACCCAGAGCUCCUCUGCAACUAUCCGUUAAAAAAAGGAUGAAACUUGGUGGGCUGUUCAAUGGGGAAAUCUCUCUCUCUCCUCUUUCUCCACACCAAAUUUGAAAAACCCAACAAAAAUGGAAAAAGGAAAAUGAAGAAGGGCAAGCGUGCAGAAACAAAAGAUUAAAAAGAAAAAAAAAAUACAGAAAUAAAGAGAGUAAACGAUUAUAAUAAUACCUAUCGGUUUGCCAUUCCAAGAUGUUUUUAAUCUGUCUGAUGUUUGUCUUUGUACAGAUCGGACGGUGGAGAUUAUGGGAGGAUGAGUAAUUGGACUAUCAGUUCACUCAUAGUCAACACUCUGUCAGCUUUUUCCAGUAAAAAAGAUAAAAGAAGCUCUCUUGAGCCCCUGUUCGAGGUGGUGAUUCCUUGCAUUUCCCUUCUUCUGAUGUUCAGCUUCUUCUCGAAAAGAUCAGAGCUUCACUUGAAGUGAUUCUUCUUCUCCCCAGUGGUCUAAUCUCACUCUCUUCAAAGACCCUUCUCUUCAUCUUCUCUCCCUGCAACUUCCUUCUGCUAACCUCUCUGGUUCCUUGCCUAAGGAGAUUGGUGAGUUCACCAUGCUCCAAAGUCUCUAUCUCAACAUAAACUCUUUGACUGGACCCAUUCCACUCGAACUUGGUUAUAGCUCCUCUCUUUCUGACAUUGAUUUGAGUAGCAAUCUGUUGAGUGGAGCUUUUCCACCCUCGAUCUGGAAUCUGUGUGAUAAACUUGUUUCUGUCAGGCUUGAUGGAAAUUCAUUAUCUGGGUCUCUGCCUGAGCCGGCUUUACCAGAUUCCACCUGCAAGAGGUUGGAGGCUUUGGAUUUUGGCAACAACCAGAUUUCAGGUACUUUCCCAGAAUUCAUUACUCGAUUUCAGGGCUUGAAAGAGCUUGAUCUUGGGAACAAUUUGUUGUCUGGACCAAUCCCUCAGAGCAUAGGCCAGUUAGAGCUGGAGAAGUUGAACCUUUCAAAUAACAACUUCAGUGGAAUGUUGCCUGUGUUUAGUAAUAACUCAAAGUUUGGUGUGGAGGCUUUUGAAGGGAACAGUCCUGGGCUUUGUGGGGAGCCUUUGAAAAGCUGUGCAGGAGCUUCUCAUUUGAGUUCAGGCGCCAUUGCUGGUCUUGUUAUCGGCUUGAUGACUGGGACGGUUGUUUUAGCUUCAUUGCUUAUUGGUUAUAUGCAAAACAAGAAGAAGAAGAUAACUGAGAGUGAAGAUGAGAUUGAGGAAGGAGAAGAUGAAGAAAAUGGUGGUGGCGGUACCGGCGGGGGCACAGGUGGUGAAGGAAAGCUCAUUUUGUUUCCGGGUGGUGAGCAUUUGACAUUGGAUGAUGUCUUGAAUGCUACAGGGCAGGUUAUGGAGAAAACGAGCUAUGGCACGAUAUAUAAAGCAAAGCUUGCUGAUGGAGGUACCAUUGCUCUGAGACUCCUGAGGGAAGGUAGUUGCAAAGACAGAAACACUUGCUCGUCUGUGAUUAAACAAUUGGGAAAGAUUCGCCAUGAGAAUUUGAUUCCUUUGAGAGCGUUCUAUCAGGGAAAGAGAGGAGAAAAGCUGCUCAUUUAUGACUAUCUGCCCAUCAGAACUUUACAUGAUUUUCUUCAUGAAUCUAGAGCAGGAAAACCAGUGUUGAACUGGGCUAGGAGGCACAAGAUUGCGUUAGGCGUCGCCCGGGGAAUAGCUCAUCUUCACACCGGUCUUGAAGUCCCCAUUACACAUGGUAAUGUGAGAUCAAAAAAUGUACUUGUCGACGACUUCUUUACAGUGAGACUGACAGAGUUCGGGCUCGACAAGCUAAUGAUUCCAUCGGUAGCUGACGAGAUUGUAUCGCUUGCAAAGUCGGACGGGUACAAGGCACCAGAGCUGCAAAGGAUGAAGAAAUGCAAUUCAAGAACAGAUGUGUAUGCAUUUGGGAUCUUGCUGUUAGAGAUUCUGAUUGGGAAGAAGCCAGGGAAGAGUGGAAGAAGUGGAGAGUUUGUGGAUCUGCCGUCAAUGGUAAAAGUGGCAGUUCUGGAGGAGACAACAAUGGAGGUUUUUGAUGUGGAGGUUUUGAAAGGGAUUAGAAGUCCCAUGGAAGAUGGAGUGGUUCAGGCGUUGAAGCUCGCAAUGGGCUGCUGCGCACCAGUGGCUUCUGUGAGACCCUCCAUGGAUGAAGUUGUGAAGCAGCUGGAAGAGAACAGACCAAGAAACAGAUCUGCUCUGUACAGCCCAACAGAAACAAGAAGUGAAAUUGGUACCCCUUUUUGAUCCCUUUUUUGUCACUUCAAAAUCAUGAUGAUCUUCACUAAUAUCAUUAUAUUCCACUCUCUUUCACUUUUUCUCUUAUUUUUUACAAGAACAUGCUGAUAGUGUUCAUUCAUGCUAGUAACAGGUAUUUAUACAUAUUCUUGUGAGCUUUAUUUGUUCUUUUUUCUGAUUGACAAUACACACAUUCAAGAGUUUAGCUUCA